UUUUUCUAAACAAAACUAAUUCCUCCUAAUCUACACCUUUACAUUCGGUAGUUACGACGCACAGUAAACAGCACUAAACAUUAAUUAAAAAUGGAGAAGUUAAUAAUGGUUUUGAGGGUCGUGUAAACCGUUUCGGUCCCUCCCGAAUAACACCCAUACUCCCCGAAGUCCAUCGAAAAAGCGUGUUGCUGCCACCAGCAGUUGCUGCUGAUUUUUUUAUUUCCGAGUUGCGGGCUGGAAGGCCGAGUGUGUGGAAAGUGCGGCUCCGGUUGGGGCGCUCGUCAGGGGGAAGAGAGAUGGCGUGUUUGUUGGAGGCCCCACUCCGCAUCAGCGUGUUGUCUGAGGUCACCGCCACCAGUCGCCAUUAUGUUGACAGAUUGUUCGACCCCGACCCUCAGAAAGUACUACAGGGAGUCAUUGACAUGAAAAAUGCCGUCAUUGGAAACAACAAACAGAAAGCUAACCUGAUCGUGCUGGGAGCGGUGCCCAGGUUGUUGUACCUGCUCCAGCAGACGUCGUCCAGUGCGGAGCUGAGGACGGAGUGUGCGGUGGUGUUGGGCAGUCUGGCCAUGGGGACGGAGAACAACAUCAAGUCCCUGGUGGACUGCCACAUCAUCCCUGCCCUGCUGCAAGGUCUGCUGUGUCCGGAUCUGACCUUCAUCGAGGCGUGUCUCCGCUGUCUGAGGACGGUCUUCAUCAGCCCCGUCACCCCGGAGACGCUGCUGUACACUGACCCCACUGUGAUCCCCCACCUCAUGUCUCUGCUGAGCCGGUCACAGCGCACCCAGGAGUACAUCACCCAGAUCUUCUCCCACUGCUGCAAGGUCAGGGGUCAGGGGUCAGGGGUCACGACGGGGGGCGAAGACGGCGAUGCAGCAGUAUCUGGCGUGACAGUGGGCGGGGGCAGGAAGUCGCCCGACUGCCGGUCGCCGGGAGUGUGGAACAGAAGAACCAAAAUGGAGCCUGUCUUCCAUUUUGCAACAGGAUGUUUCCCCUCCCUGCUGUACCGGCCUGGCAAACAGACGGUGCUACGAAUUGCCAGUUCUCGAUGCUCUGCGGUCCAUGCGGUUCGCACGCGACUCUACGCCCGCCUGGGCCGCAGCAGCCGUGUAGAGAGCCCCCCUCUGCUGGACACGUGGUGA
Conger conger (European conger) is the source of this 1142-nucleotide messenger RNA. RefSeq names its product armadillo repeat containing 8 (gene armc8). Gene Ontology annotation, molecular function: protein binding. Gene Ontology annotation, cellular component: GID complex. The transcript has 8 exons. Gene Ontology annotation, biological process: proteasome-mediated ubiquitin-dependent protein catabolic process. The record is from RefSeq and is a predicted model, not a curated record. The coding region runs from base 297 to 1142 and encodes 281 amino acids. Lineage: Eukaryota; Metazoa; Chordata; Actinopteri; Anguilliformes; Congridae.